AUGGCUCAGGCGAAUAUCUCGGUGACGGAGAGCCAGUUCAGGUGUCCCAUCUGCCUGGACAUCCUCAAAGACCCGGUGUCCAUCCCCUGCGGACACACCUACUGCAUGGCGUGCAUCAACGACUACUGGGACCAAGCGGAGUCGGGCCAGUUCAGCUGCCCUCAGUGCCGGGAGACGUUCAGCCCUCGGCCGGUGCUGCGGAGGAACACGGUGCUCGCCGAGGUCGUCGACAAACUCAAGCUGAGCGAGAUGGUCGCUGCGCCGGAGCUCUACUUGGGGGGAGUCGGGGAAGUGCCGUGCGACUUCUGCCCGGCGGAGAGCAAGCUGAGGGCGGAGAAGUCGUGCCUGGUGUGUCUGGCGUCCUUCUGCGAGGUCCACGUCCUGCCGCACCGGGAGGUCGGCACUCUGCGGCGGCACAAGCUGGUGGCGGCGGUGGAGUGUCUGGCGGAGCGGCUGUGCGCGCAGCACCGGCUCGGGCUGGAGCCGGCGGGGAGCGGCUCGGAGGCGGAGGCCGCGGUGGAGUGGAGCGGAGACUGCCUGCUGUGCGAAGCUGAUCAGGAAGAAGUGCACAAUAUGGACGCGCAGAGAGCCAGGAGACAGGUACAGGGACAGGUUGGAUGUGGUAAAGUUAGGAGUUUCUUGGUGUCUCUGGGGGGAAGGAAUCCAAAAUCUGACCCUGGUGUGGGUUUUGUAUGA
Molecule: messenger RNA, 696 nt
Organism: Stegastes partitus (bicolor damselfish)
Lineage: Eukaryota; Metazoa; Chordata; Actinopteri; Pomacentridae
Product: E3 ubiquitin/ISG15 ligase TRIM25-like
Exons: 1
Coding region: 1-696 (231 amino acids)
Source: RefSeq, a predicted model, not a curated record